AUGUAUCUGAUGUCAAUUACCCUCGUUCUCGGAAUUUUUCGCGUGACUUAUAUACGCUCGGAAAUUGAAUUAUUAGCGAACAGACCAACGAGAAUAGUCGGCGGUAAAGACGCGGAGAAAGGUACUCAUCCGUGGCUAGUUUCAAUUCACUGGGCUAAUCCGAAACGCGGGUUACUUCCUCGUCAUAUUUGCGGUGGUAGUUUGCUCAAACCUCAAUGGAUUCUCACCGCUGGACACUGCAAAACUCUCUCACCAAUUAAAUCACCGGGACACUACAUUGUUCUUGCUGGCAAAUAUAAACUCGGCACGCGCGAAGACACCGAGCAGAGCCGAAUGGUCACGAGGACUUUCGUUUAUCCAGAAUAUUCGGGGGAAGUCGCGCCUUACGAUAUAGCGUUGAUGAAACUCGAAGAACCUUUCGACUUGAAUCCUUUCGUGGCCACGAUUGCGCUGCCUUAUCCGGAAGGUAUUCCCGAAGGAUCAGCCACGCUAACGGGAUGGGGAAGCAUCGGAAGAACUCGAGCACCCCACAAUCCCGAAAUUUUACAAUCCGCGAUUCUUCCAAUUCUGGAUUACAAUAUUUGCCAUCGAGCACUCGACAAAGUGCUUCGUCACGAGGGCCGAAAUCCUCUUCAUCCGACGAACCUCUGCACGGGACCUUUGAACGGUACACUGUCAGCCUGCAAAGGCGAUUCUGGUGGACCUUUAGUGAUGAUGAACAGUUUCGAUCAAUCUGAGAUAAUCGGUAUCGUGUCCUGGGGACUUUUUCCAUGUGGAGGAAGAAACGCCCCGUCGGUUUACACUCGUGUAUCAGCCUUCGUACCGUGGAUUCUCAAAAUAAUGUUGAACUACUGACUUACCCGUUCAAAUUUCUCGAACUGGAGGGAGUGAAACG
Venturia canescens is the source of this 895-nucleotide messenger RNA. RefSeq names its product serine protease 33-like. The record is from RefSeq and is a predicted model, not a curated record. Gene Ontology annotation, biological process: proteolysis. Gene Ontology annotation, molecular function: serine-type endopeptidase activity. NCBI's taxonomy places the organism in Eukaryota, Metazoa, Arthropoda, Insecta, Hymenoptera, Ichneumonidae. The transcript is spliced from 3 exons. The coding region runs from base 1 to 855 and encodes 284 amino acids.